This is a messenger RNA of Octodon degus (degu), 1231 nucleotides long. It is a transcript of the gene Wnt8b, whose product is annotated as Wnt family member 8B. The transcript is spliced from 6 exons. The record is from RefSeq and is a predicted model, not a curated record. Gene Ontology annotation, molecular function: cytokine activity; frizzled binding. Gene Ontology annotation, cellular component: extracellular region. Lineage: Eukaryota; Metazoa; Chordata; Mammalia; Rodentia; Octodontidae. Gene Ontology annotation, biological process: multicellular organism development; neuron differentiation; canonical Wnt signaling pathway. Bases 113 to 1168 code for a protein of 351 amino acids.
CACACAGGGAAGUUGGGCUGAGGAGAAUUCUACCCCUCUGCCACUGAAGAAAAUACUUCCCAUCUUCUGUCUCCCAAUUCUGCAGAAGUUUCUCUCUGUUACUCAGAAGAUUAUGUUUCUUAUGAAGCCUUCAGUGUGCAUCUUUCUUUUCACCUGUGUCUUCCAACUCAGCCACCCCUGGUCAGUGAACAAUUUCCUGAUGACUGGUCCCAAGGCCUACCUGAUCUACUCCAGCAGUGUGGCAGCUGGUGCCCAGAGUGGAAUAGAAGAAUGCAAGUAUCAGUUUGCCUGGGACCGCUGGAAUUGCCCUGAGCGGGCUCUGCAGCUCUCCAGCCAUGGAGGACUUCGCAGUGCUAACAGGGAGACUGCAUUUGUACAUGCCAUCAGCUCUGCUGGCGUCAUGUACACACUGACCAGGAACUGCAGCCUCGGGGACUUUGACAACUGCGGCUGUGAUGAUUCCCGGAAUGGGCAACUGGGAGGCCAAGGAUGGCUGUGGGGAGGCUGCAGUGACAACGUGGGCUUCGGAGAGGCGAUUUCCAAGCAGUUCGUGGACGCCCUGGAGACCGGGCAGGAUGCACGCGCAGCCAUGAACCUGCACAACAAUGAGGCAGGUCGCAAGGCCGUCCGGGGCACCAUGAAGCGCACAUGCAAGUGCCACGGCGUGUCUGGCAGCUGCACCACGCAGACCUGCUGGCUGCAGCUGCCCGAGUUCCGCGAGGUGGGCGCGCACCUGAAGGAGAAGUACCACGCGGCACUCAAAGUGGACUUGUUGCAGGGCGCGGGCAACAGCGCAGCGGGCCGCGGCGCCAUCGCUGACACCUUCCGCGCCAUCUCCACCCGCGAGCUGGUACACCUGGAGGAUUCCCCCGACUACUGCCUGGAGAACAAGACUCUGGGCCUGCUGGGCACAGAGGGCCGCGAAUGCCUGCGGCGCGGACGCGCGCUGGGCCGCUGGGAGCGCCGCAGCUGCCGCCGCCUAUGCGGGGACUGCGGGCUGGCGGUGGAGGAGCGCCGCGCCGAGACCGUGACGAGCUGCAACUGCAAGUUCCACUGGUGCUGUGCCGUCCGCUGCGAGCAGUGCCGCCGCCGGGUCACCAAGUUCUUCUGCAGCCGCACGGAACCGCCGCGGGGCAGCGCUGCACCAAGGGUGGGACUGAAGCCCUGAAGGGCCUCUUCUGCCUCCUUUCCGGUUUGUUCUGGUCCUCUGUUAGAGAUUCCAGGACUCCUG